Messenger RNA from Myotis daubentonii (Daubenton's bat), 1458 nucleotides. Its product is annotated as THO complex subunit 4-like. The coding region runs from base 1 to 1458 and encodes 485 amino acids. The record is from RefSeq and is a predicted model, not a curated record. Lineage: Eukaryota; Metazoa; Chordata; Mammalia; Chiroptera; Vespertilionidae. The transcript has 3 exons.
AUGGCCGACAAAGUCAACAUGUCUCUGGACGACAUCAUUCGGCUGAACCGGAGCCAGCGGGGCGGCCGCGGCGGGGGCAGGGACCGAGGCCGGGACCGAGGCCGGGCCGGCUCCCAGGGAGGCCGCAGUGGCGGAGCGCAAACCGCCGCACCAGUGAGCCGGGGCGGCGGGCCGUUCCGGAACCGGGCGGCCCUCGACCCAGGCAGGAACCGGCCGGCGCCCUACAGCAGGCCGCCGAGACAGCUUCCCGACGAGUGGCAACACGACCGCUUCCGCAGGGGCUUGGGCAGGGGCGCCGGCCCGGUGACCGGGGGGAAGCUGCUUCUGUCCAACCUGGCCUUCGGAGUGUCCGACGCGGACGUCCAGCAGCUGUUUGCGGAGUUCGGGCCUCUGAAGAAGGCCGGGGUCCACUACGACCGCUCCGGCCGCAGCCUGGGAACAGCCCACGUGCACUUUGCGCGGAAGGCAGACGCCCUGGAAGCCAUGAGACAGUACCACGGCGCCCCUUUGGAUGGCCGUCCCCUCAACAUCCAGCUCGUCACCUCGCAGAUACACACGCAGCGCAGGCCGGUGCACAGUGUCAACAGAGGCGGGGUGACUCCACACCGAGGAUCUGGAGGCUUUGGCGGCGGCGGCACGCCGAGUCGCGCCCGCGGAGGCAGCCGGGCUACAGGCAGGGGCACCGGACGCAAUUCAAAGCAACAGAUCUCUGCGGAGGAGUUGGACGCCCAGCUGGACGCUUACAACUCCAUGAGGAGCACCAAAAAGUUGGACGCCCAGGGGAACACUGGCAGCGCGCUGAGGGGCACCAAAAGGUUGGACUCCCAGAAGGACGCUUACAACCCGAUGAGGGGCACCGAGGAGUUGGACGCCCAGCUGGACGCUGACAACUCCACGAGGAGCACCAAAAAGCUGGACGCCCAGGUGAACACUGGCAGCGCGCUGAGGGGCACCAAAAAGUUGGACGCCCACAGGGACGCUUACACCGCAAUGAGGGGCACCAAAAGGUUGGACGCCCAGCUGAGCACCGGCGGUGCGAGGAGGGACACGGAGGAGAUGGACGCCCAGACGGACGCUUACAGCGGGAUGAGGGGCGCCGAGCAGCUGGGCCCCCAGAAGGACAAGGGCGCUUGCAGCGCGAUGUGGGGCGCCGAGCAGCUGGCCCCCCAGGAGGACGCUUACAGCCCGAUGAGGGGCGCCGAGCAGGUGGACCCCCAGACGGACGCUUACAGCGGGAUGAGGGGCGCCGAGCAGCUGGGCCCCCAGGAGGACAAGGACGCUUGCAGCGCGAUGAGGGGCACCGAGGAGUUGGAGGACGCCCUGCUGGACGCUUACGACACGGUGAUGGACACCGAGGAGUUGGAGGACGCCCUGCUGGACGCUUACGACACGGUGAUGGACACCGAGGAUUUGGACGCCCAGGUGGACGCUUACGACGCCGUGAUGGACACCACCUAA